GCAAUCUACAAUUACCUAGUAUUUUGAUUAUUAAUUUAUUAUAAUGUUAAAUGUUGAUUGUUAGCACUUUAAUUUGUGUUGCUAACGAAUUUAAUGCAAGGAUGAUACUAAAAACUCCCAACAAUCAAUAGUAGCUUUAGUCUAUCUUGUGAGGACAAUAAUUGAAGUUUUAAAUAAGCAUGUUUCUUAUCGGUGUCUUCAUUCAUGUGGUAUUUCUAAUUUCAAUAUUUGAUAUUUAUUUCAAGUCUCCUAUAGUUAAAAAUAUAAAGCCUCACACACCUAAUCACGAUGCCUUGGCAGAUCGUCUUGUGUUAUUUGUUGUUGAUGGAUUACGAGCUGAAUCCUUUCUUAACCACUCAACUAUGUCAUACUUGAGGUCGGUUGGUAACUCAAAUGGCAGGUGGGGGAUUUCUCACACUAGAGUUCCAACCGAGUCUCGUCCAGGGCAUGUGGCAAUCAUAGCUGGUUUUUAUGAAGACCCGUCAGCAGUAGUAAAAGGUUGGAAGGAAAACCCUGUUGACUUUGACUCUUUGUUUAACCAAAGUUCUUAUACAUGGUGUUGGGGAGCAUAUGAUAUUAUAGAUAUUUUCUCAAAGGAUCAAAGCAUAAAUAGCCAUAUUUUUCAUAGCAAAUUUGACCCUUAUGAUCAAACAUUUAGUUCUGAUAAAAAUACAACAUUAUUAGAUAGAUGGGUUUUUGAUAAAGUGCAAUCUCUAUUUGAAAACGCAAAGGUUGAUGAAAAUUUAAAUAAAAAAUUACUUGAUAAGAAGAUUAUAUUCUUUUUGCAUUUAUUGGGCACUGACACCUCUGGACAUACACAUAAACCAAAAACUAAAAAUUUCAUUACAACACUGCAACAUGUAGAUGAGGGAAUCAAAAACAUAGAACAAUUAAUAAGGGAUUUCUAUAACAAUGAUGGGAAAACAACAUUUCUAAUGACUUCUGAUCAUGGAAUGACUGAUUGGGGCUCACAUGGAACCGGAGAUGAUCAUGAAACUAAAACACCAUAUGUACUGUGGGGUGCAGGUGUAAAACAAGUUGAAAGUGAUGAAAAACAUUUUGAUGUUGAAACCAACUCAAUGAUUUUGGAGCACAGAUAUGACUUGAAUCAAGCAGACCUUACCCCAUUGAUGGCAUCAUUUCUCUCAAUACCUGUUCCUGUAAACUCAAUAGGUCAACUAAAGCCGGAUCUUCUCGACACUUCAAAAGAAAAUAAAGCGAAGGCAGUUUACAGUAACAGCAGACAACUGUUAGCUCAAUACAAUAGGAAGAGACUUGAAAUUGAAGCUAAUGCCAUCAAAGCAUUCUACAAACCCUAUGGACCACUUAAUAGCAGGAAAGUGGAGGAAUUAAUACAAUUUACUGAAAGACUUUUGGAAAAGGAAGAUUAUGAUAGUCUUAUGGACUUUUCCUAUGAAAUAAUGAAUUUAAGUUUAUCAGGACUUGAAUAUUACCACAACUAUUACCAGAAACCACUUUUGUUGACUACGACAUUAUCGUUUUUGGGCUGGAUAACUUAUUUACUGAAGGUACUCUUAGAUCAGACCAUGUAUGCCCAAGUCAAUGUUUCAAACAGAAAAAACAAAACAAGGACACAUUUAAAUAAGACACCAGGAAAUAUUAUUCUCUGUAUAUUAUUAGGCAUAGGCAUAAUCUUUACCUAUUUAAUAUAUGAGCAGAAUUUACCAACACAAUAUUAUAUCUAUUUCUUAAUGCCCCUGCUCCUGUGGUAUUAUGCUUUGACACCAAUUGAAUUAUGGAUUGAGACAUUAUCAAUGCUCCGGAGAAAGAAAAGAAUCAUGUUAUUGAUUGUUGAAGUAUUGUGUUAUGUUAUUGGUUGCAUCGCUUUGGCCCUUUCAUUUUCCUAUAGGUGGAUGCUCAGCAUACCACUUCUAGGCAUGAGUGUAUGGCCAAUGCUAUCAUCAUCCAAAAGAUUGUUACCCAAGUAUGUGUGUGUUGCCUGGCCGGCCGGAUGUGUGGCGCUGAGCAUUUUUUCAUUCAUGCCAGUAGUUGGAAAGGAUGUUUUUAUUGAACUUGUAUAUGCUGCUGGAUUUAUAUGGUUGCUUGUUAAGAUAUACUAUGUUUGGUUCAUUAUGAGUGGUAAUUACGAGAAUACAGUUAAUAUAAGAGAGAUUAUCGUAAGCGUGCUACAAAUGAUACUCCUGACAUUAUCGCUGCAGAUCAUAUUCGUGCAGUCCAAACGAUUUGAGAAUGGCUCACCUAUUUCACAACUUCUCCAGACUGCUUGUUGGUGCUUUACGGUGAUACUUUCAGUGUUGCCACUACUGUAUUCUACAAAUAUAACCAAUCGUCUCCAUGGAAUCUUCUCUUCAAUAGUCAAUUUCUACUUGUUAUUAUCUGUGUCCCAUGAAGGAUUGUUUAUGGUUACUUUGCUUUUGAACAUACUCUGUUGGAUGUACAUUGAAUUCAAGCUCUUAGGCCUGGGAAACAGAAAGAUCACAGAUUGCGACUUUGAUUUGGAUGAAACUGUCAAAUCAAAACACAUCACGCCUUUUGAAAGAAGUAUAAGCAGCCAUGACUUUAGGAGAGCUUUCUUUUUCAUGUUGUAUGUCAUUUUAGCAUAUUUUGGCACAGGCAACAUAGCGUCGCUAAAUUCGUUUGAAGUGAGAUGGGUGUUAUGUUAUACCACUUCGUUCCAGCCAUUUGUUAUAACUGCUUUGAUAUUACUCAAAACUUUAUCGCCCCUACUUGCAGUGGGCUGUUGCUUCAGAGCAAUACAAAAAUUAACAAAGGCACCAAUGGGAUAUCUUAAUAUAAUGGUGUUAAUUUAUUCCAACAUAAUGGGCCUGCAGUUGUUGUAUUACGUAAAAAAUACUGGCAGUUGGUUGGAAAUAGGAACCUCAAUAUCACUGUAUGUGAUCGUGCAAGUUCUCACACUGUUUAUAGUUAUUAUCAACCAAAUAGCCAAGAUAUUGACUGAGUUUGACGCAUUUCAUUUGAGCUGCAGACUGUUUAGUAAUAAGAAGAAAGAAGUAUGAAAUAUGAAUGAUGUAUAUUCCUCAUGUUUUCAAUUUUAAUAAAAAUGUUGAUUAUUUA
Messenger RNA from Leptidea sinapis, 3057 nucleotides. RefSeq names its product GPI ethanolamine phosphate transferase 1 (gene PIG-N). The record is from RefSeq and is a predicted model, not a curated record. Gene Ontology annotation, biological process: GPI anchor biosynthetic process. Bases 180 to 2999 code for a protein of 939 amino acids. The transcript is spliced from 12 exons. Gene Ontology annotation, molecular function: mannose-ethanolamine phosphotransferase activity. Gene Ontology annotation, cellular component: endoplasmic reticulum membrane. NCBI's taxonomy places the organism in Eukaryota, Metazoa, Arthropoda, Insecta, Lepidoptera, Pieridae.